Prunus dulcis (almond) is the source of this 492-nucleotide messenger RNA. Its product is annotated as mavicyanin-like. The transcript has a single exon. NCBI's taxonomy places the organism in Eukaryota, Viridiplantae, Streptophyta, Magnoliopsida, Rosales, Rosaceae. The record is from RefSeq and is a predicted model, not a curated record. Gene Ontology annotation, molecular function: electron transfer activity. The coding region runs from base 1 to 492 and encodes 163 amino acids. Gene Ontology annotation, cellular component: plasma membrane.
AUGGCUCUCUAUGGUGUUUGUUUUGGUGCUGUUUAUAGAGUUGGUGACUCUAAUGGCUGGACUUCUAGAGGCCUUGUUGAUUACAAUGAGUGGGCUUCAACAAAAGACUUCCAUGUCAACGACACCCUCAUAUUUACUUACAACAAUCAAUUCCAUAAUGUGAUGCAAGUUACCAACCAAGAUUUCCAAUCUUGCAAUACAACCUCUGCUAUGGCAACCUACACCUCUGGCUCUGACACUGUCACCCUUAAUAGGUCCGGCCAUUUUUACUUUCUCUGUGGUACUCCUGGACAUUGCCAAGCCGGACAAAAUGUCGACAUCAACGUCACGCUGCCUAUAUCUGCAGAUGGAUCGUUUGCAAGCCCAAUCCUGGCACCUUAUGGAGCAUCGCCUUCUUCUGAAGUGGUGUUUCUAAGCAGUGCUUCUACUCUUCAUCUUUCGAAGCUUGAGUUCACCACUGUUGUGUUAUGUGUUUUGGGUUUUGUACUUUAG